UUGCCGUUGAAGGGUCUUGUCUACAGACGGGUAAACAUUUCCACCGAGAUGAAUGCAAUAACUACCAAAUCUAAUUAAAAACUCUGUUGGUUGUGUAAGUUAGCAAGCCAGCUGCUAGUUUAGCAGCAGGUUAUUGUUAGUUGGCUAGCUAGAUGUGCUUCUAUGGGAAAGCUGUGCAGUACCUACACACUUUCCAAAAAGUUGAAUUACACAUUAUUUCCGAUGUUGACAGACAUGAGUGAAUGCAUUCUGCAAUAUUUCUGGCAUAGCUAGCUAGCUAGCUACAUUUGUUACAGUGUUCUGCUACAUAUAAAUUGCUAAGCAGUAGGGACAAUGUUGAUGAUAUUACCACUUUUGUGAUGUUAAUGCAAAAGCACAUAUUAAACGAAAUACUAAACCUGUGUAGGCAGCCUGCUGUGUGUUCUCACAGCCAGACAUGUAAGCAUCUCAACCUUUCACCCAGUCCCCUCUGCACUGGGAUUGUGAGCACCCCCACUGUUGGAGGAGUACAUCAGUGGUGUUUAGCGUUGGAGGAGUAGAGUGUAUCAGUGGUGUUAUCAUUAGAAGUAAGUGAAUUGCUCUUACUAAUGCAUUUGUUUGACAGGAAAGACAACUCGUUUUUAAUUAAAUGGCCUCUAUGCUGCUUGCAGAAGUACAAGUUCAAACAUAGGCCGAGUACAGGUUCUUAUAUAGCGCAAGUGAACAGAAAACCUGGCUUAAAAAAAAAACAAAUAAAGCAACACCUCACGGCACAACGCUUCUCCCCAUGUGACCUACUUGUUGUAUAUGUAACUGAUAGAUGCACACACUACAUGUUAAUGUUUUAAAAUGUAUGUAAAUUGGAAAGUAUUUUGUCUGUAAUGUCUUUCUCGUUAUGUGUCGGACCCCAAUAAGACUAGCUGUCGCCAUUGGCGUCAGCUAACGGGGAUCCUAAUAAAUCAAAUCAAAAUAUGUGACUCACAACAUCCCUUUUCAGCUGGUUCAUUAACAUGAGUUUUUUUUUUAUUAUCCCAUUUACUGUCCUUAUAUAGUUGUUCAGCAGUGGGACCAGGGCAUUGAGUGAGACUGGACCCCCCCAGGCUAAAUUCUUUCCUGCAAAUGAAGGAUCAAUGCUGCUCCCUGGGACUUACAAAGGCAAAGUGGCCUUUAUCACAGGAGGAGGAACGGGGUUGGGAAAAGGCAUGACCACAACACUGUCAGCACUAGGGGCAGAGUGUGUCAUCGCUAGCAGGUGGGUGGAGACUUGGUAGUCAGUUGGGCUAUAAAUCCUAACUUUAGGUCAACUCUACUGCUGCCUUCUUGCCCUCACAAAUUAGAAAAUCACACAUUUUUGUUGUAAUUUAUAGAAAACUGGACGUUUUGAAAAAGACUGCAGAGGAAAUUACAGCCCAGACAGGAAAUAAGGUACUACUACUGAUCAAUUACCCACAUUGAAUGCAUUCAUUAUCCAAGAGUUCUAGAGACUGAUACAUCAGUAUGAACUCUGCUUUAAGUUGUGUUUGAUACUUGAAGACUCUAUCUGCAGGUCCAUGCUGUGCAGUGUGAUGUGAGAGACCCCAAGGCAAUUGAAGCUGCUGUGGACCAACUGGUGGAGGUUGCUGGUCUCCCUGAUGUACGUAGGUGCAGAUCAAGGACAGUUUUGUCUGAAAGUGGUAUACUUCGCUGUUCUAGAUGUACUGGCCAAUAAUACUCCAAUUGCUUGGUAAAUAUCCUCCUCUCUCAUUCCUCUAGGUGGUGAUCAACAACGCUGCAGGGAACUUCAUCUCCCCCUCAGAGAAGCUGUCUGCCAACGCAUGGAGGACCAUCACAGACAUUGUCCUGAACGGCACGGCCUUUGUCACCCUGGAGCUGGGCAAGAGGCUGAUACUGGCCGAGAAGGGUAAGCACCAGAGCUAUCUGAUGGAGCCCAUAAGCACAGAUCUAGGAUCAGCUUUUCCGCCCCAUUUAUUUGUGUUGUAAUGUAUUGUGUAGUGCAGCCACCAGGGGGCAGUAAAGAUUCACCAUUUGCCAACAACUCCUGGACAUUUGAUCCUUGGUAGUAUAACAAGUGAGGAUCAACCCGGAAUAGUGGUGUGGAUGCAUGUGUACCAUGUCUCUCUCAUUUCUAUUUAAGUUUGUCAUAUUGACAGUGAUUGAGCCUCAAUAUGAAGUGCUUGAGCACUUUUCCAUUCACUUGGUCAUAGUCCAGCGUCACUCCACUUGUCCACUGCCCUUGUGCCCUAAGCUCCUCUUGGCUUUGCGUGCAUGCACCCUCUCAUUAAUUCUCUUCCCCUUUUUCCCCUCCUCUCUCUGCUGUCUCCUCUGGUCAAAGGGGCAAUGAUAUGUAAGGGGAGGAUAGGAGAAGCCUUGGAUCUCAUGCAAUGUUGUGGCUAUUUAUAAUGUGUGUGUCUGCGUGUGUGUGUGUGUGUAUGUGUGUGCGUGGAUAAGCUUUAAUAUUCAUUUGAAUAUCCAGCCCUUUUUUGAUUACUGUGGCUUUUCCAUCUGCCCUCAACACUGCAAUUAAGCAAAUCACAAUUAAGCAAUUACCUUGGUGUACAAAGACAAAAACAUGCCAUCACACUAGGGGCCCUAUUCAAUCUGAACUGGUAUUUUUCCAAAACUGCCUUUCUUUCAACAGUGUAAGAAAGCAUAUUUGAAUUGAUAUCCAGGUGUCUGUUCUUCUUUCAUACUAUUAGCAUUAUUCUAUUGCAGGGGUGUCAAACUUUUUGGCUCGAAGACCACAUCGGGAUUUUGAAAUUCAACGGAGGGCCGCACAUUUUUUUUAUUUGAUCGAUUUGUUCAUCAAAAUCAAUUUGCGGGCCAAAAAUAAUAAAUUCCCCUUCCCUGUUCUAUUGGCUACAUAAAUCUAAAUGUGCUUUUAUUGCAGUACAAGAAAGUUGCUUUGUCUUCUCACCUGGCAGCUUGGCUCCAGGCUUUGAUUAAAUAGUCUCACAGACAAACUAUUUAUUCUGCUAGCAUCUCCUUCCACUACCCCGCAGAGUUCUUGAUAUUCCAUGUGUGUGUAGUAGUGUCGUUUGUUUUAUCGAUCUAGAAGUAACCCUGACUCAUGUUCAAUCUAUUGCAGUGUAAUCUGGCCCACAACGGCCACAAUGUUUUAUGAGCUUUAGUGUGCAGGAUAUAUAAGCCUAUUGAACUGUGCAAUGACUAACCGCUGCUCUCAGGUCAAGUCAGCCUAUUAGACAGUCUAAUGGAUAAAUUGGUCUGAACUGAGAUCAGUUGUAAAUUAUAGGGAUGUACAUGAUGACACAUAUUGCUGCUGGACAUAUACAGUGUAUUCGGAAAGUAUUCAGACCCCUUGACUUUUUCAAAUGUUGUUACGUUACAGCCUUAUUCUAAAAUAGUUUUUUUUUUACUCAUCAAUCUACACAUAAUACCCCAUAAUGACAAAGCAAAAAAAGAUUUUUACAAAUAUAAAAAACAGAAAUAUCUUAUUUACAUAAGUAUUCAGACCCUUUGCUAUGAGAUUCGAAAUUGAGCUCAGGUGCAUCCUGUUUCCAUUGAUCAUCCUUGAUAUGUUUCUACAACUUGAUUGGACUCCACCUAUUGUAAAUUCAAUUGAUUGGACAUGAUUUGGAAAGGCACACACCUGUCUAUAUAAGGUCCCACAGUUGACAGUGCAUGUCAGCAAAAACCAAGCUAUGAGGUCGAAGGAAUUGUCCGUAGAGCUCCGAGACAGGAUGGUGUCGAGGCACAGAUCUGGGGAAGGGUACCAAAAAAAUUCUGCAGCAUUGAAGGUCCCCAAUAACACAGUGGCCUCCAUCAUUCUUAAAUGGAAGAAGUUUGGAACCACCUAGACUCUUCCUAGAGCUGGCCGCCUGGCCAAACUGAGAAAUCGGGGGGGGAAGAUCCUUGGCCAGGGAGGUGACCAAGAAGCCGAUGGUCACUCUGACAGAGAUCCAGAAUUCCUCUGUGGAGAUGGGAGAAAUUUCCAAAAGGACAUCAGUCUCAGCAGCACUCCACCAAUCAGGCCUUUAUGGUAGAGUGGCCAGAUGGAUGCCACUCCUUAGUAAAAGGCACAUGACAGCCCGUUUGGAGUUUGCCAAAAGGCACCUGAAGGACUCUCAGACCAUGAGAAACCAGAUUCUCUGGUCUGAUGAAACCUGGCACCAUCCCUACGGUGAAGCAUGGUGGUGGCAGCAUCAUGCUGUGGGGAUGUUUUUCAGCGGCAGGGAGACUAGUCAGGAUCGAGAGAAAGAUGAACGGAGCAAAGUACAGCGCAAUCCUUGAUGAAAACCUGCUCCAGAGCGCUCAGGACCUCAGACUGGGGCAAAGGUUCACCUUCCAACAGGACAACGACCCUAAGCACAUGGCCAAGACAAUGCAGGAGUGGCUUCGGGACAAGUCUCUGAAUGUCCUUGAGUGGCCCAGCCAGAGCCCGGACUUGAACCCGAUCGAACAUCUCUGGAGAGACCUGAAAAUAGCUGUGAAGCGACGCUCCCCAUCCAACCGGACAGAGCUUGAGAGGAUCUGCAGAGAAGAAUGGGAGAAACUCCCCAAAAACAGGUGUGCCAAGCUUGUAGCGUCAUACCCAAGAAGACUCAAGGCUGUAAUCGCUGCCAAAGGUGCUUCAACAAAAUACUGAGUGAAGGGUCUGAAUACUUAUGUAAAUGUGAUAUUUCAGUUUUUCAUUUUUUAUAAAUUAGCUAACAAUUUGAUCCAUUUUAGAAUAAGGCUGUAACGUAACAAAAUGUGGGAAAGUCAAGGGGUCUGAAUACUUUCUGAAUGCACAGUAAUUACAAAUCAAACAGAUUACAACAUAUUGACAGUUGGACAUAUUUUUGUUUCUUUGGGGUAUGUACAUACGUUGUGUUUGUAGGUGCUGCGUUUCUGGCCAUCACCACUAUCUACGCAGAGACCGGCUCUGGAUUCGUUGUGCCCAGCGCGGCUGCCAAGUCAGGAGUGGAAACUCUGUGCACGUAGGUAUUUCCAAACAGGCACAACCAAAAAACCUAUCACCUGUUUAGGACCCCUUUCCCUGUCCUAAACCAACCCGUCACUCCUAUCACUAGGCUCCUUAACAGAGAGGCAGAAUGGCACACACCACACGGAGGUAUCCGCACUGGCCUCAUUUGAAAAGAUUUGGCUUUCUCACAUGUCAAACGCCUUAUGAACACUAAUGCAUUUUUAAAGAGAAGCAGUCAUUAGCAUAACGAAGGACCAGGAACAUUUAAUUAACAUUAAAGUGUGUCUCUCUCUCCCGAUCCUCCUCCAGUAGGAUUUAGACAAUAAUGAAGACUUAUGGGCUCUGUGUGUGUGUGUGUGUGUGUGUGUGUGUACCUUGUUCGUUCACACGUGUGUGAAUCCAUUAGUGUGUGUGUGUGAGAACCCAAUAAAAUCCUGAAUGGGACCGACACCUUUCAUGUGAAGACAGGGAAGCUCUUAUCAAAUGAAGAAUACACCUUCUUAAUGAACCUCUGAGGGCUUUUACCCAAAGAAAGAUCCCACUCAAUAUUAGUCCCUAUCAAUCCCAUUGAAAGAGUUAAUGACACUGAAAGGUUUCCCCAUAAACCCAGGGUACUGGGAAUGAUAAAUGGGGGAACUAUUCGUGUCUCUCACAAUCAUGUCCCCUUUGUACCUUGAUAUGUUUGACGUCCUAUACAAGUAACCGCAGUGUGUGUGUGUGUCUUUGUGUAAAACAGUGUGCGUUUGUACGUACAAUAUGCUUGUUGUGUGUUUGUUUGAAUUACAAGGACAGACUAGCUGGAUUGUCAUUUAAGGUUACGCUUGAAUCCAAAAUAAAGGAAACACUUGAGUAAAUGAGGGAUACAAAAUACACUACAUUACCAAAAGUAUGUGGACACCUGCUUGUCGAACAUCUCAUUCCAAAAUCUUGGGCAUUAAUAUGGAGUUGGUCCCCCUUUUGCUGCUAUAACAGCCUCCACUCUUCUGGGAAGGCUUUCCACUAGAACAUUGCUGCGGGGACUUGCUUCCAUUCAGCCACAAGAGCAUUAGUGAGGUUGGGCACUGAUGUUGGGCGAUUAGGCCUGGCUCGCAGUCGGCGUUCCAAUUCAUCCCAAAGGUGUUCGUAGGGGUUGAGGUCAGGGCUCUGUGCAGGCCAGCCAAGUUCUUUCACACCGAUCUCGACAAACCAUUUCUGUAUGGAUCUCGCUUUGUGCACGGGGGCAUUGUCAUGCUGAAACAGGAAAGGGCCUUUAUUCUUCCUCCACCAAACUUUACAGUUGGCACUAUACAUUCGGGCAGGUAGAGUUCUCCUGGCAUCCGCCAAACCCAGAUUUGUCCGUCGGACUACAAGAUUGUGAAGCGUGAUUCAUCACUCCAGAGAACGCAUUUCCACUCCUCCAGAGUCCAAUGGCGGUGAGCUUUACACCACUCCAGCCGACACUUGGUAUUGCGAAUGGUGAUCUUAGGCUUGUGUGCAGCUGCUUGGCCAUGGAAACCCAUUUCAUUAAGCUCCCAACGAACAGUUAUUGUGCUGAGGUUGCUUCCAGAGGAAGUUUGAAACUCGGUAGUGAGUGUUGCAACCGAGGACGGUCGAUCUUUACGCGGCACGCGCUUCAGCAUUCUGUGAGCUUGUGUGGCCUACCACUUUGCAGCUGAGCCGUUGUUGCUCCUAGACAUUACCACUUCACAAUAACAGCACUUACAGUUGACUGGGGCAGCUCUUGCAGGGCAGAAAUUUUACGAACAGACUUGUUGGAAAGGUGGCGUCCUAUGACGGUGCCACGUUGAAAGUCGCUGAGCUCUUCAGUAAGGCCAUUCUACUGUCAAUGUUUGUCUAUGGAGAUUGCAUGGCGGUGUGCUCGAUUUUAUACACCUGUCAGCAACGGGUGUGGCUGAAAUAGAUGAAUCCACUAAUUUGAAUGGGUGUCCACAUACUUUUGUAUAUAUACAGUGAGGGAAAAUAGUAUUUGAUCCCCUGCUGAUUUUGUACGUUUGCCCACUGACAAAGAAAUGAUCAGUCUAUAAUUUUAAUGGUAGGUUUAUUUGAACAGUGAGAGACAGAAUAACAACAAAACAAUCCAGAAAAACGCAUGUCAAAAUUGUUAUAAAUUGAUUUGCAUUUUAAUUAGGGAAAUAAGUAUUUGACCCCCUCUCAAUCAGAAAGAUUUCUGGCUCCCAGGUGUCUUUUAUACAGGUAACGAGCUGAGAUUAGGAGCACACACUAAAGGGAGUGCUCCUAAUUUCAGUUUGUACCUGUAUAAAAGACACCUGUCCACAGAAGCAAUCAAUCAAUCAGAUUCCAAACUCUCCACCAUGGCCAAGACCAAAGAGCUCUCCAAGGAUGUCAGGGACAAGAUUGUAGACCUACACAAGGCUGGAAUGGGCUACAAGACCAUCCUCAAGCAGCUUGGUGAGAAGGUGACAACAGUUGGUGCGAUUAUUCGCAAAUGGAAGAAACACAAAAGAACUGUCAAUCUCCCUCUGCCUGGGGCUCCAUGCAAGAGCUCACCUCGUGGAGUUGCAAUGAUCAUGAGAACGGUGAGGAAUCAACCCAGAACUACAUGGGAGGAUCUUGUCAAUGAUCUCAAGGCAGCUGGGACCAUAAUCACCAAGAAAGCAAUUGGUAACACACUACGCCGUGAAGGACUGAAAUCCUGCAGCGCCCGCAAGGUCCCCCUGCUCAAGAAAGCACAUAUACAGGCCCGUCUGAAGUUUGCCAAUGAACAUCUGAAUGAUUCAGAGGAGAACUGGGUGAAAGUGUUGUGGUCAGAUGAGACCAAAAUGGAGCUCUUUGGCAUCAACUCCACUCGCCGUGUUUGGAGGAGGAGAAAUGAUGCCUAUGACCCCAAGAACACCAUCCCCACCAUCAAACAUGGAGGUGGAAACAUUAUGCUUUGGGGGUGUUUUUCUGCUAAGGGGACAGGACAACUUCACCGCAUCAAAGGGACGAUGGACGGGGCCAUGUACCGUCAAAUCUUGGGUGAGAACCUCCUUCCCUCAGCCAGGGCAUUGAAAAUGGGUCGUGGAUGGGUAUUCCAGCAUGACAAUGACCCAAAACACACGGCCAAGGCAACAAAGGAGUGGCUCAAGAAGAAGCACAUUAAGGUCCUGGAGUGGCCUAGCCAGUCUCCAGACCUUAAUCCCAUAGAAAAUCUGUGGAGGGAGCUGAAGGUUCGAGUUGCCAAACGUCAGCCUCGAAACCUUAAUGACUUGGAGAAGAUCUGCAAAGAGGAGUGGGACAAAAUCCCUCCUGAGAUGUGUGCAAACCUGGUGGCCAACUACAAGAAACGUCUGACCUCUGUGAUUGCCAACAAGGGUUUUGCCACCAAGUACUAAGUCAUGUUUUGCAGAGGGGUCAAAUACUUAUUUCCCUCAUUAAAAUGCUAAUCAAUUUAUAACAUUUUUGACAUGCGUUUUCCUGGAUUAUUUUGUUGUUAUUCAGUCUCUCACUGUUCAAAUAAACCUACCAUUAAAAUUAUAGACUGAUCAUUUCUUUGUCAGUGGGCAAACGUACAAAAUCAGCAGGGGAUCAAAUACUUGUUUCACUCACUGUAGUGUAUAUUUAAAGCAGGUGGUUCCACUCAGGUGUGGUCCCUGAGUUAAUUAAGCAAUUAACAUCCCAUCAUGCUUAGGGGUCACACAUAAAAAUGCCUGGUUGCCCAGUGACUUUGAAAGAGGGGUCUCAAAGGAGCGUAGGGGGUUUAAAGGGGUGUGUGUAUCAGUCACAGACGUGUAGUCGCAUACUGCAGAGUUGCCUAUAGCUGGUUGGCCCAUUCAUGCAGUGUUUUUUUCAGUGUGAAUGAGCGCUACUAUCCGAUAAUGGAUUCCCCCCCAUAUGAAAUCGCUCACCCCAAAAAAGUAACCCCUCUCUAUUUUGUGAAGGCAGCGGCGGCCAAAUUCCAUGCCCAUUUAUUGCACUAGGCAUCUCAGGGGAGAGCUAGCCUAUUUUUAGCUCCUAUUCGUUCAUUACAGUUUUUUGUGCGGAGGUUUUCAAGAAACUAGAGGGAAUAAAUCAAUUCAACAAGCACCACCCUCGAUGCCUCUCGCUAUAAUGUUCCCAAAAUGACAUGGAAUGACUAAAGCGCUCCUGGCAUCUACUUUUUGGCACUCCAGCUUUUUCUGUAUGAAUAGUCGAGAUGUAUUUUGUUUUUAGGUGCCGAGCUUUAUAAAUCAAUUUGAUUGAUUGAUUGAGCUAGUUACCCUCCAAUCAUAUUAGACUUAGAAUGAAGGCCCCAUUAUGAGUGACCUCCUAUGAGAAUAUUUAGGAGGUAGUGCCUCACUCCUAGGCUCAAGUCUAAACUAAUUCCUAGCGCCUACACUAGGCCCUCUUUAUUAGUACAUGCAGUAGUGGUAGUUCUUGGAGUUUCUCUUCCUUUUUUUCAUGUGUAUGUCUAUUGUAUAUGCGUAUGUAAACAAACUACUGUUUGUUUCUCAGGUCUCUGGCUGCAGAGUGGGGGAGGUAUGGCUUGAGGUUUAAUGUCAUCCAGCCAGGACCAAUCAGAACCAAGGUAGCAGACACAACUCUGGCAUGAAACUAUACAAAUAUACUGUGUUGCCAUUUUUAUGUCUUAAAUCUUUCCCUUUCUAGUCUUAUCUUGGCUUGUAAAUGUGUGAUUGGCUGUGUUUUGUGGCCUCUUCUCUUUGUGUAGGGGGCCUUCAGUCGUCUCGAUCCCACGGGCAUGUUUGAGAAGACCAUGAUCGGCAGGAUACCCGUGGGCAGGCUGGGCACGCCCGGAGAGAUUGCCAACCUGGCAGCCUACCUGUGCAGUGACUACGCCAGUUGGGUGUCUGGAGCGGUAAGAGAAUGUGUCUUGAUAAGCUAACCAGGCAGUGGAUAUCAAUCAUUAUGUUAGCUGAAUGCCUGCCUUGCAGAUUGCAGUAAGUCCUUCACUGUAAAUGACAUUCAAGGUGCAAUAGGAUUAAGCAAUGCAGAUAUAGGGAUGGACUAUCGCUAUGGGGAAAAUGAUGACUCAGCCUCAACAUCCACAUAUACCGUGUUCUUCUCUUUGGUUGUGACAUUCUCUUCUAUUUGUAGAUCAUUCGAAUGGACGGUGGAGAGUAUGUCUCCAUGGCAGGAGAAUUCAAUGAUCUGAGGAGGGUAUGUGCUGGAAUUAACUUUGCAAACCCCGUUCCACUGUCAGGACUGGAACCUUAACACUAAAAAGUAAUAUGAACAUAGAAUGAUAAUUUGUUAGCAUUGCUAGCUUUUGCAUAUCCUCUGUUCUGUUAUGCGACUAGUUAUUGAUUCAAUAACAAGAUUGCAAGUGAGCUGUUGCUGGUUGCAGAAAUCGGCCACAUUUUAUGACAGAUGUUAGUUUAUGGAUGCGUGAGUCAGGUUGUGCCUGUUUUAACUUGCUGUGUUUUGUUUGUGUCAGGUCACUAAGGAGCAGUGGGCUAUGAUGGAGACCAUGAUCAGGGGCACCAAGGGAUCCUAA
Messenger RNA from Coregonus sp. 'balchen', 10337 nucleotides. The record is from the annotation of a GenBank genome assembly. NCBI's taxonomy places the organism in Eukaryota, Metazoa, Chordata, Actinopteri, Salmoniformes, Salmonidae.